AUGACCCUAUCACCCUCGAAGAUCGACCUCAAUACUCGAAUGCCACAAAACCUCCCGUCCGCAUCGUUGAACAGCACCACAACACCAAGACCAGCAAUGACUUCCGACAUCUCAGAGGGCCAGGUGGAGUCCCGCAUCCUCAGAGGAGUCCUCGUCGAUUUCGGGCCCGGAGCGAGCGUCCUGAGCAUCAAGCACCCCUCCGACUACAGCGCGAUCCUACUUUCCUGCAACGUGCCAAACCGCACCGCCGGCGAUCUCGCGAUAUACAUGUUUGCUUUCUUCCGAGAACCGGUGGGCUUGUCGUGCGUACACGUCACCACCGGCCCAGACGCGGGUCCCGUCGUCGCGCACGUUCAGGUCAAGGAUCCGGGUUUCGCUGCACGCAUCGGGCGCAAGUUUGAGAGGUAUUCGAAGUGUCUCCCGCGAACCAAGAUCGAUGUGAGACUAGCCCCCGUUGAGAUCAAGUACGAAGCGUCUGCCAAUCCGCUGUGUAUGACGGAUAUCAAACGCCACCUUCUGCGAGACCACCUGGCGAGGUUGAGAGUCGAGGAGGAUCCUGCAGUGCCCGAGUGUGCCGUCUGUCUGACCGAGGCCGAAGACGCCUACGUUACCGCUUGCGGCCAUCGAAGGAAUCCCGAUUCGGUGUCUCGGCAAUUCAGGAAAGUGUUCACGGACCUUCCUGCUUCCCGAACUCAAACUCGCUCUCCAGUCCGAAACUUUCGAACGACUCCUCGAAAAGUCCUUCGCAAUCUACCUCCAAACGAUCGAAACGAUCCAAGAAUGCCCGGCUUUUUCAUGCAACCAAACCUAUCGCACUUCCACCGACGGCUCCGUGAUAACUUGCUUCAAGUGCGCCACGCCCAUCUGCACGACCUGCCGGGCCCCUUCCCACAGCGGCACGACCUGCCUGAUGUACCAGCGCGUGGGGACGGCGGAAUUCCGGACCUGGAAUCUCAACCCGGAUAUCAGGAAGUGCCCGCGGUGCAGGAAUCUGAUCGAGAAGACCGGCGGCUGCGAAAGGGUGGAUUGUAUCUGCGGGGCCGGGUUGUGCUGGAAAUGCAUGGAGCUGUGGGAUGA
Messenger RNA from Letharia lupina, 1077 nucleotides. RefSeq lists its product as uncharacterized. The record is from RefSeq and is a predicted model, not a curated record. NCBI's taxonomy places the organism in Eukaryota, Fungi, Ascomycota, Lecanoromycetes, Lecanorales, Parmeliaceae. The coding region runs from base 1 to 1077 and encodes 358 amino acids. The transcript has 2 exons.